Molecule: messenger RNA, 540 nt
Organism: Symbiodinium sp. CCMP2592
Lineage: Eukaryota; Dinophyceae; Suessiales; Symbiodiniaceae
Source: the annotation of a GenBank genome assembly
AUGGUUCAAGCUGCCAUGUUGGCCGCCGAUGCAACCACUCUGCUGCCAAAAGGACAGGCCUUGAUGGCCCAAAUGCAGGCAGACAACAUGGAGCUGAAGAAAGAGAUCAAGCGCUUCAAGUCGCUGAACAUCGCGCUUCAGCAGGCCAUCGACAACCAGCUGCAAAGGCUCCCGGCAGAACUGCAGUUGGCUGGUUCCACUGCAGCGCCGACAACGCGUCUGGCUCAAGCUUGCGGUGCUCUGAAGACCAGAGCCCAAGAGUUGGAGCAUCAGAUUGCGGAGAAGCGCGAGCGAAAGCUGCGGAUGCAGCGGGAGCUUGAGGAGAAAAAAGCCAAGCUGAAGAUGAUGGCCUUGUCAACCACGCCUGCCAAGUUGAAUGGCAGCCCAAUCCAGCUGACUCCAGCGUCUGGGACGUGCAGUGGCAACAGCAACAUGAGCCAAAUCAGUCGUAGGGAAGCGGCGCUGCUUCUGCAGCAGGAUCUCUUCCGAAAGAGAUUUCUGCUUAGACGCGACUACAAAGGGCCCAGUGCCAGUAACUGA